AUGGCCUCAUCACAUGAGAAUGAAACCGGAGAAGGUCCAUCACCUCCGCAACGCCCAGAGCCUCCUACGCCCGCGCAACUCCCACUCUACGGCCAACUCAGUCUACCUAACAAGCCGACACGCCGCGCUCUAAGAAAACGACUCAUCUCGACACUAUUCCCUUGCCAAAAAGCGCAACACCAACGCCAGCAACAUAACGCACCCUACUACUCACCAUCAAUCGCCGACCGCAUAGAAGCGUCUAGCGCAUUCCUGGGCGCAUAUACCGGCCUCAAUAACCGACAACUUCAGGACCAUGUCCACAGCAUCCGCGACCGCGCCUGGGCCAUCGAGCCAUACCCCAGCUUCGGUCUAGGCUGGUUCCUACUCCCAGGCCUCUCGGAAACAAAAUCAUGGCCGGAUAUCGUGCUGGAAGCAAAAGAAGGCAAGACGAUUCUGGACGUUGGGAGUGGACUCGGUCAGGAGUUGCGGAGACUACGGCUUGAUGCUGGUCUAGGUACAAAGACCAAUUUAUAUGCGACGGACGCAUGUCGUGAGCUGUGGAGUGUAGGCUGUGACCUCUUUCUAGACCGCGAUAAAGCACGACCGGAAUUCCUCCUCGCCGACGCACGGCUCCGCGCCAGUUCGGGGAAAUAUGCGUCCUUUGGACCGCGGGGGUCCUUGGAGAAGCUACGAGGGAAGGUAGAUAUCAUUCUCAUCUCUGGGUUACUCGAGUUCUUCAAUUACAGCGACCAAGUAGCGAUUGCGGAGACCGUUGCGCUGCUUAGUCGUGCUGGGACGAAGGUUGUUGGGCGCUGUUUUGGGACGGACCAUUUGAAUGAGCGGGACUACAAGGAAGUUGGGGAUCGGGAGUUUUCGAGGUUUCUGAAUUCGUGGGUUUCGCUUUUGGGGAUUUGGAAUGAUGCGGCGAAUCAUACGGGGAUUAAGUGGAAUGUGAACGUUGAGACAGUUGGGUUGGAGGAAUGGGGGCUUGGUGAGGGGGAUCUUUCCUGGAUGACUGUUGAGGGCCCGUUGAAGGGGCUUGAUUUUGUUGUUGUUAGGGAGACAUAG
Messenger RNA from Penicillium argentinense, 1050 nucleotides. Its product is annotated as class I SAM-dependent methyltransferase. The coding region runs from base 1 to 1050 and encodes 349 amino acids. The record is from RefSeq and is a predicted model, not a curated record. NCBI's taxonomy places the organism in Eukaryota, Fungi, Ascomycota, Eurotiomycetes, Eurotiales, Aspergillaceae. The transcript has a single exon.